Molecule: messenger RNA, 4026 nt
Organism: Nycticebus coucang (slow loris)
Lineage: Eukaryota; Metazoa; Chordata; Mammalia; Primates; Lorisidae
Gene: LRGUK
Product: leucine rich repeats and guanylate kinase domain containing
Exons: 16
Coding region: 1-4026 (1341 amino acids)
Cellular component (GO): cytosol
Molecular function (GO): protein binding; GMP kinase activity
Source: RefSeq, a predicted model, not a curated record
AUGGCGGCCUCCGAGGGCUCUCCCCAGAGGGCAAGAACUCCCUCUUUCCAAGGAGGCAUGAGCAGUUCACGAACGGGAGCACCAUCGCUGCUGUUGCGCUCAGAAAAAGAGCGUCAGGCUUGCUGGUCUUCUUUUCCCAAUGGGCAGAGGACGAAAAACUCUUUGAACAGAACCUCCUCCUACCUGCUGCAGCAGAUCAUUCACCGCUGUCAAGAGUCGGAUACGGACGGAGAGGAGGAUCAGGGCGAGGACGAGGCGGAAUCCGACCAGUCCUCAGAGUCGGAAAUGAAGAAUCUGGAGAAGGAAUUUGAUGGGGUACUGAAAGAAGAGGCUGUAGCUGCAGCACUCUACCAAUUGGGGCGCUCAGGCUCUGGGACCAAGCAGGUCUACCUCAAUCUAACUUUAUCCGGUGGUGAUUUAACCGACAUUAGCAUUCUCUGUGGAUAUAUUCACCUACAGAAGUUGGAUCUUUCAGUAAAUAAAAUUGAAGAUUUGUCUUGUGUGAGCUUUAUGCCUUAUCUUCUAGAACUUAAUGUUUCUCACAAUAAGCUGACUACAUUCUUCAAUUUCAAGCCACCCAAAAAUCUCAAGAAGGUGGAUUUUUCCUACAACCAAAUUUCUGAAAUGUGUGAUCUGUCGGCGUAUCACGCUCUCACUACACUAAUUUUGGACAGCAAUGAGGUACAAGAAAUCAGCGGCCUAGAGAUGUGCAACAGUCUAACUCUCCUUAGUUUGGCCAACAACAAGAUCACGGCAAUUAAUGGCUUAAAUUCAUUACCAAUCAAAACGCUUUGUCUGAGUAAUAAUAAGAUUGAGAAGAUCGAAGGUUUGGAGGAUCUGAAAACCCUGCAGAACCUUGAUCUGUCCCACAAUCAGAUAAGUAACCUCCAAGGCUUAGAGGGUCAUGACCUCCUGGAAGUGAUCAACCUCGAGGAUAACAAGAUUGCUGAGCUAAGUGAAAUAGAAUAUAUUGAAAAUCUACCUAUCCUUCGAAUUCUCAAUCUUCUAAAUAAUCCAAUUCAGGAAAAAUCUGAAUAUUGGCCCUUCGUAAUUUUUACGCUACCACGAUUAACAGAAUUAGAUCAGAGGAAGAUUAAAGUGGAAGAAAAGGUUUCAGCUGUGAAUAAAUAUGACCCUCCCCCUGAAGUGGUGGCAGCCCGAGAUCACCUGACCCACGUUGUCAACAGCAUGAUGCAGCCACAGAGGAUUUUUGACAGCACUCUUCCCAGCCUGGAUGCCCCUUACCCCAUGUUGAUCCUGGCUGGUCCCGAAGCUUGCGGGAAACGAGAACUUGCCCACCGCCUCUGCAGACAGUUUAGUACAUACUUCAGAUAUGGGGCCUGUCACACCACGAGACAGCCUUAUUUUGGAGAAGGGGAUCGAGUUGAUUAUCAUUUCAUCUCUCAAGCAGUUUUUGAUGAAAUGCUAAACAUGGGGAAAUUCAUUCUCACAUUUAGUUAUGGUAACCACAAUUAUGGACUGAGUAGGGACACCAUUGAAGGUAUCGCAAGAGAUGGCUUAGCAAGCUGUAUUCAUUUGGAGAUAGAAGGUGUAAGAAGUUUGAAAUAUUCCUAUUUUGAGCCUCGAUAUAUCCUGGUGGUGCCCAUGAACAAGAAAAACUACGAGGGAUACUUGCGGAGAAAAGGAUUGUUCAGUCGUGCAGAAAUCGAAUUUGCUGUCUCCAGAGUGGACCUUUAUAUUAACAUUAAUCAGAAACUUCCAGGAUAUUUUGACACCGUUAUCAAUGCAGAUGAUAUGGAAGUUGCCUACCAAAAGCUGAGUCAGCUCAUUACAGAAUACCUCGGAUUGACUGAGCAGACUGCCAAGACCUUGGCUCCUGCUGCAGCAGGAGUUCCCACUAGCAAGAAGACUCUUUCUGGGGUCCCAGCACACCUGCUUCCAUCUCCCAGGCGAUUGGCAAAGCUGCAAGCAGCUGGCCAGAUAACAGAGCAUCUCUCUGGAAUACAGAUUCAUGCAACGGCCCCUGAAAAUCAGAACCUAGCUCUCCCCCAGAGCCAAGAGCCAAUGCAAGAUGGAGAAAACCAUCCCAAAGAGCUUCCUCCCAACAGCCAGCUCCAUGCUGACCCACCUCCACUGCUCAGCUCAUCAGCACCUGAUCUUGCUCAGCCAGCCCAAAACUUAUCCCCAAACCCGAAGGAAGAGGGUGGUGAACAAUCAGAUCCUUCUCCAAAAGUAAUAGCUGCUGAUUUGGAUGUCCCUGCUGCAGAAGCCGAUGCAGGAGGGCCAUCUCCUGCCACUCCUGUGCACCCUGGCUCUCCUCCACCCCACAGUCCUCAGCCAGACCAGGAUGAAGAAUCAGGGGAGGCCAAGGCCACCCCCACUGGCCCUCCCCUGCCUGAACCUCCACAGGGACCUGGCCCAACUUCCCUCAGCACUCAGAUAACCCAUGAGGAGGAAACUGAGUCAGCCGGACUUCUGCCUGACACUUCCCAUCAUGAUCCUCCAGCAGUUCCUUCCCACCCUGACUCGGAGCAGAGACUUGCUGGAGAUUCUCAACAACCUCUUCAGGAGGAAACCCCCAAAGCAGAAUUUGUCCGGGUCAGCACCCCUUACCCCGAACUGCCACAUCCCCAAGACUUACAAACAAGUGCAAACCAGCCCCAGCGCAGAGAAGACCUAGGGGCUCUCCUUCCCAGAGGCCAGCUGGCUCCCACCCGGCUGCCCCAGCCCCGGGUGCUUGCUCCCCUCCAGAGCAGGAGGCCCACCCCCAAGCUCCUCUCGCCCAGCAGGGAAGAAGCUUUAGCAGCAGCCUCAGAUCAGAUCAUUACACCAUCUCCCAGGCCCCCCCUAAGGCAGGAAGGUGACACCAGCAAACUUCCUCUCAUCAGCCCUCCCCAUUCCAACGCGCCACAAAAUCUGAGCCCCCAGGUGGCCCCUAACCCCCAGCAAGUCCAACAAGAGAAGGUCGGGGAGGUGAAACUCCCUCUUAUCAGUCCCCCUGCCCAGGGGCAGGUGCCCCAGCCUCUCCCCCAUCUGUCCCAGGAGGAGGGGGCUCAGCAAGUCCGGCUCCCUCGCAUCCCUACUCCUGCUGAGCCGCAGCUGCCUCCGCAGGCUUCUGCUCAUCAGGAUGCGAGGCCUGCAAAGGAAGGCAAGGUUCCCAAAGCAGGUGCCUCCUCCAGCAAGAAGAUUCUAGGCAUGCAGGCCUCACCCCGAGAGCCAAUGCAGCAGAUGGGAGCUAGAAAAAAAACACUCCCUAUCCAAAGAGAGACAGCUAAGCGGCCAGCACAUCCGAGAAAGGCACCACCUGAAAGCCACCCCACAGCCUCUCAACCAGAAUCCCAUAGUCGCCUGCCUCCUGCAGCCGUGCCCCAGCAUCCUCACCACAGCCCUCCUCUGAACCCGCAGGGGAACCAGGGAGGAAAAGUCCAGAUGCCGGAAACUCCUGAGCUCCCCCAUGCUGAACCAUUGCUUAAAGAUCCCCAGAGAAAAGAGAAAAGGGACAAAGACCAUCCUUCCAGAAAAAAGGGCCAUGCCAACCUCCCCCCACAUGGCCUGGCUCAGAAUGUUGGUGUGUCCAAAAAAGGACCGUCUUUAAAAAGAGAGGUUCCCAAAGGACUAUCUCAAGAAAAUCAGACUACCUUUCGCGGUGAUCAGCAGACUCUAGAUCAGUCCCUACGCAAGAGACCUCUCCAGAGUGAAAUGGCCACUGAGAAGUCAGAACAGGACAGUUCUGCUCCCGUGGAAAGACAGGUUCACAGCCAGGGCCAGUCUCAGAAGAGAGAGACUGCUUUGGAAGUCCUGGAGCGGGACAGGCAGGACCCCACCCAGCAGCCUGUCAGAGAAUCACAGGCCCCACAGAGACCCAGCCAGAGCAGAGGGAGCUCUGUCCACAGGAACAAUACACGUGCUUCCAAGCAGCAAACCAGGGAGAAACAAACCCCUCAAAAUGGGGGAGUACCACAGAACAAAAGCCCUGUGGCUCCCCAGGAUGGCCAGUCUGCUGAGGAACGAGGCAGCCAGAAAGGAAGACUGCGUGCCAGAGGCAGUCAGAGCUCUAAGGUUUAA